Musa acuminata AAA Group (dessert banana) is the source of this 1343-nucleotide messenger RNA. RefSeq lists its product as uncharacterized. The coding region runs from base 124 to 975 and encodes 283 amino acids. The transcript has 4 exons. Gene Ontology annotation, molecular function: 2 iron, 2 sulfur cluster binding; nitrite reductase [NAD(P)H] activity. Lineage: Eukaryota; Viridiplantae; Streptophyta; Magnoliopsida; Zingiberales; Musaceae. The record is from RefSeq and is a predicted model, not a curated record.
UCUCUCUCGUUCGUUAUCCUCUUCUUGUGGCUCUUAUGGCGUCCCCAUGGCCUCCUCUCGUUUCUUUCCUAUCUUUCCCUCGCUCCCCUUUCGAAUUAGGGCACGCGCGACUCUCUCUUCUCCAUGACGACCGUGGCGUGCAGGAUCUCCGCCGCUGGAGCAAUGCUCUUCUCCGCCUCCCCUCGACCGCACCGCAACCACCCCGUGAUCAUCCCCCAUACCCUCCCUCGUCGUCGCCUGACGACCCUGCGGAGCCCCGAUCGGAUCGCCUGCAAGGCCACCGAGGUCUCCGAGGUGGAGGAGGGGGAGCCGGCUGUGGCGGCGGCCAAGGACGCUGACGGCGGCAUGAACUGGGUCCCCGUCGUCCCGUUGGCGGCGCUGCCCAAGGGGGAGCGCCGCGUCAUCAUUCAGGACGGGGAGACGAUCCUGUUGCUCUGGUACAAGGAUGACGUCGUCGCGAUAGAGAACCGGUCACCGGCCGAGGGGGCAUACACCGAAGGCCUCUUCAACGCCAAACUCACGCAGGAUGGCUGCAUUGUUUGUCCGACUACAGAUAGCACAUUUGAACUUCGAACCGGAGAGAUCAAGGAAUGGUACCCCAAAAAUCCUGUUCUUAGGGUCCUUACACCACCUUUGAGGAAACUUUAUGUGUACCCUGUCAAACUAGAUGGAGAGAACAUCUAUAUCAGCAUGAGAGGAGGUUCUGCAGGAUCCGCAGAGAUUGUUUUCAGUGGAAGAGCUCAGCCCGGUAUGACGGCAUCAGAUGUCAAUGUGGAGGAGGUUAGGAUGGUAGUUGAUGAGGAUUCUGAAGGAUUUGGUUUCACAGGAAAAAAUGAACUACUAAAUGGGAAGGCAGCCAUAAUUGGCUUCUUACUAUUGAUAGAUUUUGAGCUUUUAACUGGUAAAGGUCUUCUCAAGGGGACAGGUUUCUUGGACUUCAUCUAUUCAGUUUCGAAGGCUUUUGAAUCCUUUUAGGCAUUUCUUCAUUUCCUCAUCAAGUUGUUGGAACGUCAGUAAUGUUCAUAAUCUGCAGAAGGUGACUUAUUGCAGGUUUUUCAGUAUUGGCAUGGUUGAGUUAAUGGACAUAGCACAUGUUGUAAGUGUUUGCUGAAAGCAACAUGAUCCUUAUCACUUAAAAAAGAUCUGGUGAUAUAUAUGUUGUUAAUCAUAUAGUGAUUGUAGACCUAAAUUAGUACCAACCUAUAUGUCAACAGAGAUGUCAAAUUUGUCUUGCGGUUUUUUCAAUACAGAUAUGUUUACCAGAUUUCUUUUCUCUUAUUUAUUUGGAUGAUCCUCUGUCUCGACAGCCAGAUGUAUAAUUAUAUAUUUAGUGAUAAGCAACA